Messenger RNA from Lytechinus pictus (painted urchin), 3460 nucleotides. Its product is annotated as ADP-ribose glycohydrolase MACROD1-like. The coding region runs from base 171 to 1418 and encodes 415 amino acids. The transcript is spliced from 9 exons. NCBI's taxonomy places the organism in Eukaryota, Metazoa, Echinodermata, Echinoidea, Temnopleuroida, Toxopneustidae. Gene Ontology annotation, biological process: purine nucleoside metabolic process; peptidyl-glutamate ADP-deribosylation; DNA damage response. Gene Ontology annotation, cellular component: nucleoplasm. Gene Ontology annotation, molecular function: ADP-ribosylglutamate-[protein] hydrolase activity. The record is from RefSeq and is a predicted model, not a curated record.
CAGGCAUAGAGUUGACAGUACCGUACCCGAUUCGCUUCCGUGUCACCUCUUUACACUUUGUAAACAUGGAAAGUCCCCUGUCGAGCGAGCUCCAGCUCUAGCGCUCGUUAUUAUUAUUAACUCAACUGUUAACAAGCAAGCUCAAGAGAGGAUUUACCUACCCCUCAUCCAUGCAUUCAACUGUGAGAAAGAUACUUUAUCGCAAAAUCACACAUUCCAUACGGAUUUCGGUGGUGUCUACUUCGCCAGGUUUUCCCGAUCCCGUUGCUGCUGUACGUUGGCGCUGGCCGCUCCAUCUCCGUUCAAAACACUGCAGCUAUUUUCGACCAUUCGUCAAUCUUGCAGGCAUCUGUUGUAGCAUCCUCGGUCCACUUACAUCAAAAGUUGGUAUCAUGGAAGACUUCUUGCCCCCAAGUCUCAGGCGAUUCUACACUGACGAACCAGCAUCAGGAUCGCUGGCCAAAGUUAAGAAAACAAGAGCUCUGUAUCUGAGUAAGACAUUGGAUGAGAAGGCUGAGGAAGCAAGGUGGUACAGACAAGAUCUGGUAGAUCUGAGAGACGUCUUAACAUGGCCAGAGUAUGCAGAUGACAUGGGACUGGAUGCCCCACAGGCAAAGAAGUCCACAUCAGCAGCUAAAGCCAACCUGAAUAAUAGAGUGAGUGUAUGGCAAGGAGAUAUUACAAAGCUAGACAUUGAUUGUAUCGUUAACGCAGCUAAUAGAUCACUACUAGGAGGCGGAGGAGUUGAUGGAGCAAUACAUCGAGCUGCUGGCUCAAAUCUCCUUCAAGAAUGUAAGAAAUUAGCUGGAUGUGAAACGGGAGAAGCUAAGCUUACUGCAGGUUAUCUCCUUCCAGCUAGAUAUGUCCUUCACACAGUGGGCCCGAUCGUCUACGGCAACCCGAGCCUAAACCACAGGGAAGCCCUAACUAGUUGCUAUGCAACGUGCCUCCAGCAAAUCCUCGAACACAACAAAAACAACCGUUCAAAGAUGGAGGCAGCCAGGAGGAAACGGGAUGCUGCAAAGGGUGAUGGGAAGAGCAGAGACGAGACGGACACCAAAGAGAAAGAGAGCAAAGAGGAUGCUUCAGCCAAUGGGAGGCAAGCAUCAGAAGAGGAAGGGGAUAGCGAUUAUAAGACGCUACAGGAGGAUUUGGAAACAGCAGAACCCUUGAUCCGAUCAGUUGCCUUCCCCUGUAUAUCAACAGGAGUGUAUGGUUACCCACAGGAAGAAGCUUGUAGGGUGGCCCUUGGUACAGUCAGAGAUUGGCUAGAAGAAAAUCAUGAGGAGAUGGAUAGGAUAGUGUUCUGUGUAUUCCUUGAAAAAGAUCUCAAGAUUUAUGAGAGAUUGCUUCCAACUUUCUUCCCCUUGGAAGGUACAUCACCGAGUUCAAGAACAGAAGAAGAGGAUGAGACCUAGUCUUGACCUUUGAACCUUAUAAAUACUUUCAACCAAUGCAGCGUGUGCCCCCAGGGGCAGUGUACAGAUAGUCAUGCAUAAGAUAAAUUGAUCGCAAAGUCUCACCUAGGCCCGGAAACACAAAAAAUAGCAACUGAUUGUAUUUGCUUGAAUCGUUUGCAAGUAAACCCUAUCAACUUAAAGCUGGACACUUAAUUCUUUUCAAGGGUCAACCAAAUCCCCUUUCAUUGGACAAUAAACCAUCAAAGCUACCAUCACCAUGGAAACAUUCAAAUAAUACAGACAGUUUAAAGUAAUUGGGUUUGACAAUCAGUUGCUAUAAAGCUUUGUGAUGUGGGACAAAUUUCUUGAUGUACAAAGAAUAAUAGUGAACUGAUCUCGAUAAGAGGAGACAUGACGUGGUCUUUUGUACUUCCAGUAAUAUUAUUCAUUUUCUAUCUCUUCUGCUCUAGGGAGUGGACACAAAUUGAAACAUGUCUGCUGUUUAUGAUGGUAAUCAUUUAAAGAUUGUUAUUUUUAUUAUGCAGGUACCUGAAAUAUAUAUAUAUCUCUUCCUUCUACAUGCAUAUUCAUGAGCUGCAUAUGAAGUUGUUAGUAGUGAAGUAGACUUCAAUUUUAUUGGUGUUUUUGUUGAAUGUUGGUCUGUUUCUUCUCCAAAAUUGGAGAAAAAAAACCUUACUGAUGCAAAUAUAUUGCAAAAUAGGACAGAGCUAUAACAGCAAUAUAUAUGUCAACAGGUUGCCCACAGGUUGUACAUAUUGCAAUUUUUUUUUUAAAUUGAAAUUCUUCAUUAAUUUUCAACCUCAUCUUUUGCUUUUGUCUUUUCAUCUAUCACCAAUUCUUCUGCUUGGAGUUAGAUGCAGUGGUGCCUGAAUUACAUGUAACUGAGUGGACAUAAGAUUGGAAGGGCAAGCCAUUGUGUUCUUGCAGUGCUGUGCCCCUCCAAUCCUUUACCUAGUCUAUUCUUUCCAGGCCCACUGGUUGGAUGUUUUGCUUCUCAAAUGCGUUCUUCCGAGCCUAUUUCACUUGGGUUUGCCAUUUAAUCACAUUUCAACUUCAGAAUAAGUUACCAACUAUCUUCUUGCUGUAAUCAGCUACACGAAAGUGUUGUUAAAAGCUCCUGUUUGGUAUUAUGCUGAUGAGUUGACAAAUUAUCGCUCUGAAAUUGGUUUAUAUUUGGGACAGGAUUAAGUGUAAAAAUACAAUACUGUAUCAAUUAUAGUUGGUUAUGUACCUGAAAAUUAUUUUCUACCCAGGCUAGAGGCCAUAUAAUUUCAUUGCAUGAUGCUAUCAACAUGGGAUAUGCAUAAAUGAUAUCUAAAUAUUUUCUUCAUUUAUCUAGUACAAAUUGCUCAGGAUAUGUCAGAAAUUAUUACUGUAGAGAUCAGACAUGACUAGUGAUUACCUCAGCUUAUCAAUGAAAAUUACACUCAGAUUUUGCUAAAAAUUAUGCGUAUGCAAAGAAACAGCCUUACAAAUAUGCCUAUGCCUAGAUUUGCACUGCAUUGCUAUAUAUGAAUGGAGUGCCAAACUUGAAAACUCUGUAAGCAUCAGAUAAUCAUUAUUGGAUUUUGUGGUUGAUAUUACGAACAGCAGUUUAAAUCCGUUAAUAUAGCUGCGGUGAAUACGAUAGGGAACUAAUAAUUCAUGGCUGGGUUGUUAAAACCUUGUAUCUCAAAAUUUAAAAAUUUUGAGGGCAACAUAGAACAAGCUGUAUUUUAGAAAUAUGGCAAUGGUGAUCAUCUUAUAUUGUAUGAUAACAUUCUCCUGUUAACUGUAAAAAAAUCUUUCUAGGAAAAAGCAGGUUGCUACCUAUGUUAUCACAAAAAAAAUGAAGCUUAUUCUGAGCUGUCAUCAAAAUAUUUUUAUUUUGAGAUGCAAGGUUUAAACAGCCCAGAGACGAAUUGCCAAAAUGUUUUACUUGUGCUAUUCUUUUUCUGACGUUCUGGUCUCACACUGCUAUGGUCAAGAAAUUUACUACAUUUUUCAUUGGUAGGCCUAUAUAGUUUAAGUACCGAAAUGCAGGUAACAGGUCCCCAAUG